AUGGAUGCAAUAUCUAAAUUGUCGUUUCCUUAUUAUCAAAAUAAAGAUCAAUUAGUGCUAUCAUUAAAUAAAUUAACAUUAACUGAUGAAAAUGAUACAAAUAGGUUUAUCAUUACAUUAAAUAAUCAAUUUAAAUCAAUAGAAUCAAUUGAACAAAUUAAUACUCAACAACAACAACAACAAGCUACUAAAUCAGUUCCUGUUCAAUAUAUACAGAAUAUAAAUCAAGAACAACUGACUCAAUUUCCAUUACUCAUUAAAAUAAAUCCAUUAUUUUAUAAAUUAAAAUUUCAUAUUUCAUUAAAGCCAGGGCUAAUUAAUUUUAAUUCAAAAUCAUUAAUUAUAGUUAAAACUACAAAAGAUUUAAGUUUUGUUAAAGAUAAUAUAUCUCAGAAUAUUAAAGAAUUGGAAGUUUCAAAGAUUGAAUAUGUAAAUUUACCAAUAGAUAAAGAAAAUGAAACAUUUCAAAAAGUUAUAAUUAAUGACUAUUAUAAUUCUUCGAAUAUUAAUAAUAAUAAUUUGAAUGUAUCGUUGUGGGAGUAUGAUUCGGAAAAAGACAACUACCAUUAUUUGCUAAAUUUCAGUUUGUUUGUUGAUAAAUUGAAUAAAACUGAGGAAAUACCCGAAAAGCAUGAGAAAUUAUUUACACUUGGUGAUUUCAAAAAAGAGUUCUAUUUCAAUAUUGAAGAUGGUCCUGAAUUAAGAAAGACUUUUAAUGAUCUAGAAAAUAUAGCACCUAAGGUUAAAAGGAUAUAUCUACAACUAAGUGAUGAUUUCAAAAUAAUUGAAUCAAGUAUAAGAAGGAUCUCUCAUACAAAAUUUAUGAUCCUAGAAGGUGUAAACUCAUUAAUGGAUUGUGAAUCUAACUAUUUGUUAAAUGAAAUGAAGUUUAAACAAUCAUUUCAUCAAUCAUUUUUAAAAUUAUUUGAAAAUUUUGAAAAGAAUUUAAAUUUCUUCUUUACUGAAGUUUGUGAUAGUAAAUUCCUAACUAAAAUUUUAAAUCAAAUAUCAUCAUUAGACUCCGAGGAGUCAAAAAAGCAAUUUGAAAAUGAUUCAAAAGAAUAUUAUUCAUGGUUAAAUAAAUAUUUAUCAAAUGAAAAAGAAAGACCAGAACUGAAAUUACUAAAUAAAAGGAAAAUUUUUGAAUUAUCAAAGUUUGAUUAUUUAAAUCAAUUAACUAAAUUUACAAAUAAUCAAUAUAUUAAUGAAUUAACUGAAAAUUUAUUCAAAUUUGUUAAAUUAGAUUAUAAACAUGGAUUAUUAAAUACAUCAUUAUAUAAAAAUAAGAAGAUGAAUCAAUUAAUUGAAAAUAAUUAUCAAAUAUACCUAAAUGUCUUACUUCGAUUCAAUUCGGAGAAAUAUAAAUUUAGACAAAUGAUUGAAGCAUGCGCCACAAAUGAAGAAUUAACAAAAUUAAUCUCAUAUAAUAAAUUAAAUUCUUCAAUUUUAUCAAUUAAUGAAUUUAUUAUAACUAAUGAUAAUUCUGAUUUAUUAUUUUCAAAUGAAAUUCCACAAUUUUUAAAUAUUGAUGAUUCUGAAAUUUCAGGAAUUUUAUUUACAUUGGGAGGACAAAAGAAACAAGGAUGGCAUAAAGAAUGGGUUGUUGUUAAAAAUGGUCAAUUAAUUGAAUUUUCAGACUGGAGAAAAGGUAAAACACCAAUUAAUAAACCAAUUGAAGUUUCAUUAUCAAAUAUAAAACCAAUAUCAUACGAUAAAAGACAAUAUUGUUUUGAAAUUACAACUUCAACAAAUUCAAAACAUGUAUUUCAAGCAAUAAAUAAUGAUGAUAGAAAUAAAUGGUUAAAAGCUUUAUAUAAUGCAGGACAAUUGGUGAAUACAGAAAGAAUUGAAAAACAACAUAAAAAACCAGGGAAAUUGAUAACAAAUUUUGAAAAACCAAAUAUUUUAAAACAAGAUAGAUCUGUUUCACCAAUUUCUAUAAAAUCAAAAUUACCUACACCAAUUGAAGAGAAAGAUUAUUUAUCAUUGGUUAAAGAUUUACCUGAUACUAAUAAUAAUAUUUGUGUUGAUUGUGGUGCUACAGAACUGGUUGAAUGGAUAUCAUUAAGUAAUUUAGCUUGCUUCUGUGUGAAUUGUUCAUCAUGUCAUAGAACUAUUGGGUCAAGAGUUAGAUCUUUGAAAUUGGAUCAUUUUGAAAAUGAAGUAGAACUAUUAUUGAAAUUAAUUAAUAAUAAGCUUGUGAAUUCAGUACUCGAGGAGAAGUUAACUGUCAAAAUAAAAUCAAAUGAACCUAAUGAAUCAAGGCUACAGUUUAUCAAAGAUAAAUAUAUUCAUAAAAAAUUCAUAGAACCAAUUCCAGACGUAAAUAAUUUAUUAAUCAAAUCAAUUCAAAGUAUAAACCUUCCAAAUGUUUUAACAUACAUUUUAGCAGGUGCUGAUGUAAAUCUAUCAAUCCAAAUUACGAGCUCAAAUAUCAAUAAUCAAAUUGUUGAUUUAUUCGAAUACAGUUUAAGAAAAUAUGUUGAAUUAGAAAAAACAGGUCAAAAAUUAUUUUUAAUAAGUGAAUUAUUAAUUUUAAAUGAUUGUGAAAUUAAAGAUCCAAAAAAAACAAACAAGGAAUUAGAUUUAUCAAAUGAAGCGAUUAAUUAUUGGACUUAUAGAUAUCAAAAAUUAAAUGGUACUUGA
Molecule: messenger RNA, 2646 nt
Organism: Insectozyma verbasci
Lineage: Eukaryota; Fungi; Ascomycota; Pichiomycetes; Serinales; Debaryomycetaceae
Source: the annotation of a GenBank genome assembly